UGGUAUUGGAAUUAUGAAAUUAUUCAAGUAUUAAGGGUAAGGCGGCUUAUCUUACUAUGCUGAGGGCUGUUGUCAAACGCCCUUGGUUGAAUCCAAGUCAAUAUAAGUCAAUACGCGGAUCGGACUUGAUGUCAGCCAGAAAGAGUUAUUUCCAAGGCAAUGGGGGCAAAACGCUGGUGUGAAGGGGUUGGAAUCCAUACCUUACGCACUGUGGUUUCCGUCUCUAUAGUACGAUUCUUACCAUGGCCGACCAGUGCGGCUCUCGACUAUCAGCUCUCCAGUCCUUCAGUCUCAAUCAACAUGACUAUCUUCAUUCACCAGCAUGGACCUCGCCCGCAAAGCAAACGAAAUUAUGAGGUUUUCUGUAAUUCCUGUCAUGCGAGGCUACGAAAGGUGGGUGUUGUCUAUAUGCAGUUCUCUGCAUCAACGGAGUUUCAUCAUUGCUAUCUGCUGUCUUCUUAUAAAGUCGAUAAUUUCUCCUCCAACCUUCCUCUUUAUUUUACAACAACACAUUCUGUUCACACUCCAGGUUCUCCCUCUGAAUACGUUCAUUUGGCGUCUAACACCUGCGGGAUCUGUUUUUCCCAAUCCAAGGUUCCCGCCUUUUAUAGUUCUUCCAGUACAUCUCCUAUCGUUGCCGUUCAACAUCGAGUGUGCCACACUCGCUGCCAUCACCAACCUCUCGUAUCUGAACCGGGAUCUGCCAGUCACCAGAACGGAACUGGGCUCAUCGACCAUGGCGAGAGUUGUCUGUGUCUUUCUAGAGUAGCUGCUUAUCGCAGCCUACGCCCUCCCCAAGGAUGCCGUCCAAGACGAAAGCGAUGGUACAAGCAGGAUCAAUGUUCUUUCUUCUAUGUCCACAUCCAACGUGUAUGAUUCCUUUCGAGCUAUGAACCGUGCCAAGUACAUUCCUGUCAUAGACUUCUCGACUGGCUACAUCCUAGCCCAGUCUGGCCGCAAUGGGACCUACAUGGACAAGCACACUGAGAAAGUGGAGCGAGAAAGAUACUGUAGCGCGGAGAUCCCAUGCGUUGAUGGAUCUUGCUGUAACUCCAAAGGCCUCUGCGGGUUCCAAAAAGAGCAUUGCAAUCCUGAUGAGCCGGAGCCCUGCCUGUCCAACUCUGAUGCAAAAGCUUAAUGCGGCGUCAAUUCAGUCGACUCCAAGGUCUCAUGUCCC
Molecule: messenger RNA, 1177 nt
Organism: Eremomyces bilateralis CBS 781.70
Lineage: Eukaryota; Fungi; Ascomycota; Dothideomycetes; Eremomycetales; Eremomycetaceae
Exons: 2
Coding region: 160-876 (238 amino acids)
Source: RefSeq, a predicted model, not a curated record